AUGUCCGUUUCUUUUGACAGAAUUGACAGUCUUUCAUCUGAAAGGACUAACUGGUGCAUUGUUGUUAAGGUUGUUAAGACUUGGCAAGCGUUUGAGGACGACGGCUUGGAGUACUUCAACUUCCUUCUAAUAGACGCAGAGGGGAAGAAGAUUGUUGGAACUAGCGGAAAUACUCAUUUUAGAGAUACUCUCCAGAGAUCUCUAAGUCUCAAUGAUUGGAAAUGUAUUCGCAACUUCAUUGUUGUUAUAGACCAAUCCGAGAUACGCUUGACGAGGAUCAGAGCCAAGAUUAUCCUCAUAGGCAGAACGGAAGUAACCCGAGCUCUAGAUCCACAUGUUUAUCAACCGAUGGAUUUGGUCACGUUUGAAGACGUGGUCCAUGGUACUAGCCAAAUGGGUGAAACUUAUCAUGUUGGAAUUACCAGAUCAUGUGUCUUGUCAAAGGAGAACUCGCCGAUAUCUUGUACGAUAGAUGGCUCAACGACGGAGAUAUGGAUUUUGUUUGUGCUUUACACAACUGGAGAAUCAUUCGUCGACAUCGUAAGUGGAGGAUUCAAGAUGAUGAGCGAAGAAGACGGUAGUUCACGUAGCAACGAGAUCUUCCAAUGA
This is a messenger RNA of Microthlaspi erraticum, 609 nucleotides long. The record is from the annotation of a GenBank genome assembly. Lineage: Eukaryota; Viridiplantae; Streptophyta; Magnoliopsida; Brassicales; Brassicaceae.